Molecule: messenger RNA, 5843 nt
Organism: Megalobrama amblycephala (Wuchang bream)
Lineage: Eukaryota; Metazoa; Chordata; Actinopteri; Cypriniformes; Xenocyprididae
Gene: ddx6
Product: DEAD (Asp-Glu-Ala-Asp) box helicase 6
Exons: 14
Coding region: 570-2024 (484 amino acids)
Biological process (GO): cytoplasmic stress granule assembly; P-body assembly
Cellular component (GO): cytoplasmic stress granule; P-body
Molecular function (GO): mRNA binding; ATP binding; RNA helicase activity
Source: RefSeq, a predicted model, not a curated record
UCAUGUGACUGAUUAUGGGAGGGUUUAAAGAUGACUGGAAGCCAUCUUACACACUCGCUUUACACCCCUAAAUAUAUGUCAGAGCUCUACACCUAUAAUUCACAAACACGCAGAAAGAUAUUCUCAGCCACAUUAGGUGGAAAACCUUUGAAAUAGUUGACGUUGACUAAUUGGAGAGAAAGGAAUGGACCGAAUCAUUGAAAAGACUAACACUGGCUUCCUGGCCCCUGGUCUGUGAAACUUUCCUUUUGCAGAGGAAAGAUUCAUUCAUUCAUGGAAGGAUAAUUGAAGCUAAUCUCCCUGCUUAUAAUAUCUGUGACCUGUUGCUUGAGUGACAUUCAUAUUGAGAUGUUCCACAAGAGACUUGCAUAUUGAGGAACAAAGAACUGGUAAAAAUAUUGCUUUAACUUUUUUUUUUUUUUUUCUUUUUUUUUGGUGUGUGUGCGCGCUUUGGACACUGCGAAAGCUGUGGGAAGGACAACUUGCGAAUUGUUUUGCAAGCCCAUCAAGAUAGUGUUAUCUCCACUUUUGUUUGUCACUCGCUGUUUGGAGGAUAGAAUAUUUAAGUCAUGAGUACAGCCAGAAUGGAGAAUCCAGUGAUUCUGGGACUGUCGAAUCAGAAUGGCCAAAUGCGAGGCUCUGUAAAGCCAGCAGGGGGUCCUGGAGGAGGUGGAGGGGGGUCCCAAACAAUGCAGCCUGCCCAGGUCAAAGCCUCCAGCACAGUUAACAAUGGCAACUCCCAGCCUGCACCCACAGCCAACACUAUCAUCAAGCCUGGGGAUGACUGGAAGAAGAAUCUAAAGCUUCCUCCGAAGGAUUUGCGCAUGAGAACUUCAGAUGUGACGGCGACCAAGGGAAAUGAGUUUGAGGAUUACUGCUUGAAACGGGAGCUGCUUAUGGGCAUCUUUGAAAUGGGCUGGGAGAAACCGUCACCUAUACAGGAGGAGAGCAUUCCCAUUGCGUUGUCUGGGAGGGACAUUCUUGCCAGAGCCAAGAACGGCACAGGAAAAAGUGGCGCCUACCUCAUUCCCUUACUUGAACGCAUUGACCUGAAGAAAGACAGCAUACAAGCAUUGGUCAUUGUGCCCACUAGAGAACUGGCUCUACAAGUCAGUCAGAUCUGUAUCCAGGUCAGCAAACACAUGGGCGGGGUCAAGGUUAUGGCAACUACAGGUGGAACCAACCUCCGUGAUGACAUCAUGAGACUCGACGAAACAGUGCAUGUUGUCAUUGCCACUCCAGGAAGAAUUUUAGACCUCAUCAAAAAGGGAGUGGCCAAAGUCAAUCAAGUACAGAUGGUCGUAUUGGAUGAGGCAGAUAAGCUCCUGUCGCAGGACUUUGUACAGAUGAUGGAGGAGAUGCUGAGCUCUUUGCCCAAACAAAGGCAAAUUUUGCUGUACUCUGCCACCUUCCCACUGAGUGUGCAAAAGUUCAUGAACACCCAUCUGCAGAAGCCCUAUGAGAUAAACCUGAUGGAGGAGCUGACCCUGAAGGGGGUUACUCAGUAUUAUGCCUAUGUGACUGAAAGGCAGAAAGUCCAUUGCCUUAAUACUCUGUUCUCCAGGCUCCAGAUCAAUCAGUCUAUAAUCUUCUGCAAUUCAUCCCAGCGAGUGGAGCUCCUGGCCAAGAAGAUUUCGCAGCUUGGAUACUCCUGUUUCUACAUUCACGCCAAGAUGAGACAGGAACACAGAAACCGUGUGUUCCAUGAUUUCAGAAAUGGCUUAUGUCGAAAUCUUGUCUGCACUGAUCUCUUCACAAGAGGAAUUGAUAUACAAGCUGUGAAUGUAGUGAUCAACUUCGAUUUCCCCAAACUUGGGGAGACGUACCUCCAUCGCAUUGGCAGAUCAGGCCGAUUUGGACACUUGGGUCUCGCCAUUAACUUGAUCACUUAUGAUGACCGCUUUAACCUGAAAGGUAUUGAAGAACAGCUGGGUACUGAAAUCAAGCCUAUUCCCAGCAGUAUUGACAAGAGUCUAUAUGUGGCCGAGUACCAUAGUGAGAGUGGGGAGGAGGUUAAACUGUGAGCAGAAGAGAUCACCAAUCCUUUGUCCCCUAUCCCCACCUUUUUUCCUUCCCUACUGUGUAUAGGGAAUGGGGGAUUUUUUUUUUUUUUUUUUUUUUUUUUUUUUUUUUAAUUAUAUCUUCCGUCUGUCUUCCUCUUCCCCUACUUUUUUUUUUUUUUUUUCUUUUUCUGUCUGGUGCCACCACAAGGAAUGUGAUGUCGCAACGGCCCAAUAAUCGGGAAGGACUCAUGGCCUAAUAAAGGACUGCUUCACCGAAACUUUUAUCCUGAAGACUUCAAAUCACUUGAGGAGGGAAAGAGGGGACAUGAGGAUUUAUCUCCUAAGAAAAGAAAUGACUACUUCUUGCCUGCAAGCACAUUCUCACCCCACUCUCUCUCUGUCCUUCUGCACAUCUUCAUGUUUCUAGUCAUUUGAAACAAGUGCCUUAACAAGCAGUCUAACUUGUUCAAAAAGUAAUAACCUGAUUUAUUUUUAUUUUUUAUUUUUUUUUCUUUCUCUCUUCAUAACUCUUCAUUUUAAGACAUGAUCUGAUUUUUUUUUUUUAUUUUUUAUUUUUUAUGGCUUUUGGUAUUGCUUGUCUGCCCCCUCCUGUUUCACAUCAGAAGAAUAAUUUUGCAUUUGCCACCUGUAGACUUUUGGGGCGAUGAAGAACAGGAUUUCACAGCGGGAGAGAGGAUGGGGGUGGCAUGUGCGAUUUUUGUGCAGUCUCUGGCGUACUUGACUAUGGUGUGAAGAGAAGCCCCCCGGAGAACUGAGAUGAUAUCAGUGAGCAUGAUGACAAUGAUAGGAGCUAAUGUUCUUGUGGCAAGCUUUCAAAAGUCCCACAAGGCCCUCAAUGGCUUCCCCCCCCCACCCCCUUCAUCCACUCAUGGAACAUGCCAAGCCUCUAGAGACCCAUAACUCUUUCCCCCUCUGUCUUCAGUGGGCCAACACUAAGAGACUUGACCAGACUCAGACCAGCCUUUCUCCUUGGCCAUGAGGACUCCUGCUUUGAGACGAAUGUGGAUUUAUUUCUUCUUUUUUUUUUUUUUUUUCUUUUUUUCUUUCCCCUCAUUUAUUUUUUUUCUUAUUGGUAGGCACUCUGUCCUAAAUGUGCCAUUUAUACAGAUCUGGCACAUUGUAAACAUUUUGUAAAUACUUCAUUUAUUUUUUUUAAAUGGAUUGUUUUAAAACGAGCUAAAAAGGCUGGAUGACCAUUUGAAAAGAAUGUUGGAAAGAUCUUUUAAAAUCAGGAUUCUGUCAGCACUGGACGGCACUAUUUUGUUUGCUUAUGCUAUAAUUUUCGCCCAUGGGAAUUAAGUUUAGCCGAGUUUAAACCUUUCCAGGUAGUGCACCACCUUUUUGCUAUAACAAAUAAAAAAAAUUGGGCUCCCACUUUUUUUUUUUUUUUUUUUUUUUUUUAAAUCCAAAAACACUUUGUUCAGUUGUUUUGAGUCUAAGCUUCUAAGUGUUUCAGCAGGUGGUGCACUUGUUCACUAAAUUGACUCGCAUCCAUUACCCAGUGUUGACAAGUUCCUGACGUGGGUUGCUCAAAUAAACGGCCUCAUUUUAGGGUUGAGAAAACAUGAGGCUUAUUUGCUUUCCAGCCUUUUGCUUGUAACACUGACUUAUGAGGCACUCGGCAGGGUCCCCUAACUCUGGUGACUCUAAUCAUAGAGGUAAUUUAAUAUUUUCAUCAUGUAAUAGUGCUACUCGCUGCAGUGCAGCUCAAAUUGGCAACGUGCAAAAAUGUUGAAUUUCUAAGCGAGAUGUGUAGCUGUUACAUGGGUUUGUGUUCACUGGCACUAGGACAUGAUGACUUUAAACAGACCGUUUGGGGUGGGAGGAUUGAAAGGAACUUUGUUCCCAUUGGAAAAAGGAAAAACGGACAAAAAAAAACAACAACUGGAUGCCAAGACUUCUAAACGAUGGACUGACAUAAUGUAGCGGCAGAGACAUGCAGUGCAUCGUGAGUCAGCAGGCUUUUCUUUUUUUGUAACAAGACCAUGUUCUUAAGAUGCUGCACAGAUUUAACAGAAGAAUAUAAACCUUUGCAGUGUGGGCUGCACUUAAGUUUGAACUUUAGUUCAAGGGUUGGGUAAUAAUACGGCCUGCACACAUGCUGGGAGCACUUCCUCGGUUAGGGCAGAGGUGUUUAGACCGAAGGUGAGUUUUGUUUUUUGUUUUGAGGAAGUAUUGUGGCAGGGACAAGGGUAUUUAAGAUUGGGUAUGGGUAUUUCAUGGGUGCUGAUAACCAAAUGAUGAUAUUUUUUUUUUUUUUUUUUUUUUUUUUUUUUUGCAGCAGAAUAUUUAUCCCCCUCCCCCCAAACACUAAUAGCCUUUAAAGAUUUUUGAGUGAAUUAUUAUUAUUAUUAUUAUUAUUAUUAUUAUUAUAUAUAUUAUUUUUUUAUUUUAUUUUUUUUUUCUGGGGAUUGACAGAGGCUUGCUUGAGACACUUUAGCCCUUCUGCUGCUUUUUGAAUAAGUUUUGUGUUUUGACUUGUGACGUUUUGAGGGUUGUAACUUUAUGGGGUGGGCUGGAGGUUGGGAGGGAUACAAUUUUGCUUAUUUGAUUAUUGGCACAGAAUUAUUAUUAUUAUUAUUAUUAUUAUUAUUUUUUUUUUUUUCUUGCGUUGGAGUUUAACAUCACCAACGUCCCCAUUAGAAAGUCAAUUACAGGUGAGAUGUUUUUUCUUUUAACUAAAUGGAUUUGCUUUGUCUACUGCGGAGUGUUGCUAUUAUUUUUCCUGAGACAAUUGAGCAAGUUUGAUCUAACUGUGGUUAGUUACCAAAUUAUUAGUAAAAAUUAUUUGCCCCAUAUUCCAGCACUUGCAACCUUUUCCCAGUGACAUUGCUCGAAUCCAAGCUUGUAUCCUCUUCUCUAUAGCACAUACCCCCCGGUGUGGACAUGGAUGGUUCACCAGGCUAAUCAGCUUUGGUUUCUUUUGGGGCCUUUUUAAACAGAUCAGCUCUAGAGAGGAAUAUAUGAGUUACUGGGCUCUUUGGCAGCAGCCCGGUGUUUUUCAGUAACCACUUGCCGUGAAAAUCACUGUUCAUUCCUGAGGUGCUGUAAAGCGGCACAGUUGGAUGUGCUGUGAUCUUUGCCAUGGUGGUUGGGGUUUUGAUUUCAUUUAUUUUUGUUUUCCUUUUAUUUAGAAGAAUAGGGUGGAGAACAUCUCACCUGUUUGAAUAGUUAUCUGAAGCAUACAAAAAUUGACACCUGGAAAUCCACUCUUUCUUCAAUAUUUUCUUUUUUUUUAUUUUAUUUUUAUUUUCAUUUUGUUUUUGUAUUGGGGUGGGUGGGAAUGGGUUUUUGCUGCCCUGAUGUAUCUUUUCCUAUUCCAAUACUUGAUUGAUCUGUUGCAGUUCUCAAAAGCGUUGUGAGCCAAGUUGAUCGUAGAGCCCAUUGGUGUCAAUGGUUCUAUGAUCUGUUUAGGCUUGUGAUGUUUUUGGGAAAUGCAGCCCUGUUCAGUGGGGGAGCUUCGAUACAUCAGUCUGGGUUAGUGGGUGGGUGGGAAAUGGAGAGAAUUGGUUUCAAAUUCAAAUGAACAAUUUGGGAGUUAAGGGUAAGGAAAAAUUUCUCUAAACUUUGCCCUUAAAUUUGAAAUAUAUAAUUUUUUUUCCCCCUGAACUUUUGGAUACUGCAGAUUAAAAUUACAAACCAAAUUUAAGAAAUCCAAAGGUUUUUUUUUUGUUGUUUUUGUUUUUUUUUUCAAUUGGGGUAAUAUCAAUUGGAAUUUUUCUCAGUGAUGCUACAUUUUUAAAGAUUUGAGAUGUGUAAAAGUGCAAUGGUUAACAUCUGUGAUGGUUUUUGUUUGAAAAAUAAAGCUCACUGAAGUUC